Molecule: messenger RNA, 866 nt
Organism: Triplophysa dalaica
Lineage: Eukaryota; Metazoa; Chordata; Actinopteri; Cypriniformes; Nemacheilidae
Gene: ndufs7
Product: NADH:ubiquinone oxidoreductase core subunit S7
Exons: 8
Coding region: 64-717 (217 amino acids)
Biological process (GO): aerobic respiration; electron transport coupled proton transport; mitochondrial respiratory chain complex I assembly
Molecular function (GO): NADH dehydrogenase (ubiquinone) activity; quinone binding; 4 iron, 4 sulfur cluster binding
Source: RefSeq, a predicted model, not a curated record
GUCUUUUAUAACCGAGACAAGGAAGUCGCAUCCGUCACAACCGGAAGUAGGUGUUAUGCAAAGAUGGCGGCGUUGAUGGUUUCACGCCUUCCCGCCCUUGGCUCCUUUAAUAUAAGGGCCAUUUCAUCUUUUGCUGCUCAUAAAAAAGUUCCACUGACAGACACAAAGGAUGAAAGCUCCACAAGCCUUGUCCCAUUCAGAGAGAAAAGCACAGCAUUAGCACCAAAACCAGCCUCAUCGCUCAGCAGCAAGGGUGAAUACAUAGUUACCAAGCUGGAUGAUCUGGUCAACUGGGCGCGCAGGAGCUCCUUGUGGCCCAUGACCUUUGGCCUGGCUUGUUGUGCUGUGGAGAUGAUGCACAUGGCCGCUCCACGUUAUGACAUGGAUCGAUUUGGUGUUGUAUUUAGAGCCAGCCCUAGGCAGUCUGAUGUCAUGAUCGUCGCCGGAACAUUAACCAAUAAAAUGGCCCCUGCUUUACGAAAGGUAUAUGAUCAGAUGCCUGAGCCCAGAUACGUCGUUUCAAUGGGAAGCUGUGCUAAUGGUGGAGGCUACUAUCAUUACUCUUAUUCGGUGGUGCGGGGCUGUGAUCGUAUCGUGCCAGUGGACAUCUACGUCCCAGGUUGCCCUCCAACUGCUGAGGCCCUGCUUUAUGGAAUACUGCAGUUACAGAGGAAGAUCAAACGAGAGAAGAAAAUGCAAAUUUGGUAUCGCAAGUGAGAAGUGAUUGUGUGUGUCUGUUAAAAUGUUUAUUUAAGUCUGGUCACUUGUUGGGCUAAGAAAAUGUAUUUCUCAGGAGCUUCUCUAGAUUGAACCCUCCUUGAGCUCCUCUUCUUUGUAUCCACAAUAAAGUACUUUAUAAAUGCUGA